AGCAGAGCCAGGGAAGCUGCUUCAGAAGCACUUGCAUUCUCCAACCUCUGAUCUCCUAGAGUGAUCGUUCAAAAUGAGCAAGAUCAUUGUUUUUACCGAAGAGGGCUUUGAGGGCAGAAACGCUGAAUUCAAGAACGAUGUCCACAACUUAGAAGAAAAGGGCUUCGGCAAUGUCAUCUCAUCUAUAAAAGUCAUUGGCUCAGCAUGGGUUGCAUACUAUGACAAGAACUUUGCUGGGGAGCAAUGCAUAUUGGAGGAAGGAGAGUACCCGAAGCUUGGACACAAGUUUUCUUCCCUCAAGAUGGUCACAGAAGACCUGGACAACCCUAAGAUCGAGCUGUUUGAGCAUGUGAACUAUGCAGGAAGACGGGUGACCAUACGUAAAGAAACCAAUCUUCAUGACAUUGAUUUUUCUUACAUAGCUUCUUCCCACAAAGUGAAAGGUGGUGUCUGGGUGCUCUACGAAUGUCCCAAUCGUCAGGGUCGGCAGGUUAUUUCUUUUCCUGGGGAUGAAGUUCCCAGCUAUCUACCAAUCGAUUUCAACGACAAGGCCAGCUAUGUGCGUCCCUUGAUUCCCAGGCCAUAGACAGCAUCAUUUAAAGUAUACUUUCUGCAGCUCAAUAUGAACUGGAAACCUUUUGGAAAGAAUGAGGCAGGUGGUGGGGAAUGACUGAUCUUGACAGGAAACAAUGAUACAGCUACGCUGUGAUAUAUACUGCAUCUCAAGAAACUUCAUGCGAUCAGACUCAACCUUAUGGAGGAUAUAUGUGUAAAGACAUAUUGCACAUGUUAAUUUGGCAACCGUAACACAAAACAAGUUGCUGGUUGUUUUGACUUUUCAUCUAUAGUCAUCUGUGUCAGUACACAUGAUGCAAUAAAAUACAGCUUUGGAGUUGUUAUGUAUCGUACUACAGAUCCUACUGAAUUUGUAUGUUAUUCCCCUGUUGAUUGAGAGUAAAAUAUGGAAAAAAGGGUUUUUGGUUUUAUAUUGUGCGGAGCAAGAAAAUGAAUGCUGUUCAGUCUGUCAACUCAGAAAAUAAAGACUUUUUUU
Messenger RNA from Triplophysa rosa, 1051 nucleotides. RefSeq names its product epidermal differentiation-specific protein-like. Gene Ontology annotation, biological process: visual perception; lens development in camera-type eye. NCBI's taxonomy places the organism in Eukaryota, Metazoa, Chordata, Actinopteri, Cypriniformes, Nemacheilidae. Bases 74 to 586 code for a protein of 170 amino acids. The record is from RefSeq and is a predicted model, not a curated record. The transcript has a single exon. Gene Ontology annotation, molecular function: structural constituent of eye lens.